CCCUCAUACCCGUUGCCAAUCUGGAGGACCUAUUCGAUAACCAUAAUAUGGCUCGAAUACGGGACGUGUGGGCCCCGAACCUUGAGAUAGAGAUGCGGAACAUCCGCGAAGCCAUUGAUAAAUACUCGUAUGUUUCAAUGGACACCGAGUUUCCUGGAGUGGUGGCGCGCCCGAUAGGUAACUUCAAAACCUCAUCGGACUACCACUACCAGACAAUGCGCUGUAACGUCGACCUUCUCAAAAUAAUCCAAGUUGGAAUCACGUUGGCAGACGAGGAGGGGUUGUUCCCGCAGGACUGCUCUACGUGGCAGUUCAAUUUCAAAUUUAGCCUUGGCGACGACAUGUACUCGCCCGAAUCAAUAGAGCUGUUGCAGAAGUCUGGUAUUGAUUUUCAACGGCACGAGGAGAUAGGGAUUCUACCAAAUGAUUUUGCGGAGCUUAUGAUUACGUCGGGGAUGGUGUUGGCCCCCGAGACGAAGUGGAUAUCGUUUCAUAGUGGCUACGAUUUCGGAUACUUUGUCAAACUCCUUACUGGCGAAUCUCUGCCGACAACAGAGGACGCGUUUUUCUCGCUUCUCACAACAUGGUUUCCAACGGUCUAUGACAUCAAGUUCCUCAUGCGGGCGUCAAAAGUGCUGAAGGGAGGUUUGCAAGACGUGGCAGAUGACCUGGGGGUCAUGCGAAUCGGAUCCAGCCACCAAGCAGGAUCAGAUUCUCUUCUCACAUCCUCCACCUUUUUUAAGAUGAGGGAGCUCUACUUCAACGAUCACAUUGACGACGCAGAAUACUCCGGGAAGCUGUAUGGACUUGGUCAGACGUUCUCUGUCUCAAAUGGCCUCUCAGACCGUUUCGACCUGUUCGAUAGAGGUGGUCAAGAACGCAGAUCAAAAUACCCGCACUGCGUCGGGAUGGAGAAUACCGAGCUUUUGAAUGUAUGA
Messenger RNA from Laccaria bicolor S238N-H82, 938 nucleotides. RefSeq lists its product as uncharacterized. The transcript has 7 exons. Gene Ontology annotation, molecular function: nucleic acid binding; poly(A)-specific ribonuclease activity. Gene Ontology annotation, cellular component: P-body; CCR4-NOT core complex; CCR4-NOT complex. The coding region runs from base 48 to 938 and encodes 296 amino acids. The record is from RefSeq and is a predicted model, not a curated record. NCBI's taxonomy places the organism in Eukaryota, Fungi, Basidiomycota, Agaricomycetes, Agaricales, Hydnangiaceae.